Molecule: messenger RNA, 1878 nt
Organism: Hibiscus syriacus
Lineage: Eukaryota; Viridiplantae; Streptophyta; Magnoliopsida; Malvales; Malvaceae
Product: glucose-1-phosphate adenylyltransferase large subunit 2, chloroplastic-like
Exons: 15
Coding region: 187-1755 (522 amino acids)
Biological process (GO): glycogen biosynthetic process
Molecular function (GO): glucose-1-phosphate adenylyltransferase activity
Source: RefSeq, a predicted model, not a curated record
CGCCGAUAUUCAUUAAACCAAGAUGGAUCUUUCCCACUUAUUUCUUGUUUGAUCAAAAUCUUUCCCACUUAUACUCAUUGCUCCGUGACCUUUUCCCACUAAUUUUCACUUUCACUUCAACCAAAAGAUAUUUCUUUUUUCAGAAUUUCCGGAGAAUCGUUUGGUUAUUGGUAAAUAAAUUCAGCUAUGGAAUCAUUCUGCAUGCCACUCAAGGCCAAUGCCAGCCCGGUUAGUGUCAACAAAGGUUGCUGUAAUGUAGGCACAGUUUUCUGGGGUGAGACUGUCAGAGGAGGUCUUAAAAGCAGGGACUUUGGAACACAGUUAUGGAAGAGCUUGAGACCUGAAAAUGGGGUAAAAAAAACUAAGCUUGGCGUUGCUUAUUCUAUUCUCACCCCAGAAAUUAAUAAGGAGACCAUGAAUUUUGAGACUCCACAAGCAGACCCGAAGAAGGUGGCUUCCAUUAUAUUGGGGGGCGGUGCUGGGACACGCCUCUUUCCUCUUACUCGCAAAAGAGCUAAGCCAGCAGUUCCAAUUGGAGGGUGUUACAGGCUGAUUGAUAUUCCAAUGAGCAACUGUAUCAACAGUGGGAUAAACAAGAUAUUUAUCUUAACUCAGUUUAACUCCUUUUCCCUCAACCGUCACUUAGCUCGGAUUUACAACUUCGGAAAUGGCGUAAAUUUUGGAGAUGGUUUUGUGGAGGUUCUGGCGGCCACUCAAACAUCAGGAGAAGCAGGGAAAAAGUGGUUCCAAGGCACAGCUGAUGCCGUGAGGCAAUUUGUGUGGGUCUUUGAGGAUGCCAAGGCCAAAGAUGUAGAGCACGUAUUGAUAUUGUCUGGCGAUCAUCUUUACCGUGCAGACUAUAUGGAUUUUGUUCAGAGGCAUAUCGACUCAAAUGCUGAUAUCACAGUCUCAUGUUUACCAAUGGAUGACGGCCGUGCAUCAGAUUACGGAUUAAUGAAGAUAGAUGGAGCAGGACGGAUCGUCCAGUUUGCUGAGAAACCAAAGGGGCCCAAUCUUAAAGCUAUGCAAGUUGAUACCUCCAUAUUAGGCCUAUCAGCGCAAGAUGCUGCAAGAUAUCCAUACAUUGCAUCAAUGGGUGUGUAUGUGUUUAAAACCGAUGUCUUGUUAAAGCUUCUGACUCGGAGCUAUCCAUCAUGCAAUGACUUCGGCUCCGAGAUUAUUCCAUCAGCUGUAAAGGAACACAAUGUCCAGGCAUAUUUGUUCAACGACUAUUGGGAAGACAUUGGAACAAUAAAGUCCUUCUUUGAUGCCAAUUUAGCCCUCACAGAACAGCCACCGAAGUUUCAAUUUUAUGAUCCUAAGACACCUUUCUAUACAUCUCCAAGAUUCUUGCCUCCUACCAAAGUUGAUAAAUGCAGGAUUGUUGACUCCAUAAUUUCGCAUGGAUGUUUCUUGCGAGAAUGUAGUGUACAGCACUCUAUAAUUGGUGUGCGCUCACGUUUGGAGUCUGGCGUUCAGCUUGAGGAUACCAUGAUGAUGGGAGCAGACUACUACCAAACUGAGUCCGAGAUAGCAUCUCUGCUAGCCAAUGGAAAGGUUCCCGUCGGAGUUGGACAAAAUUCCAAGAUUAAGAAUUGCAUAAUUGACAAGAACGCCAAGAUAGGAAAAGGUGUGAUUAUAUCAAAUGCUGACGCUGUUGAAGAAGCUGAGAGACCAGAAGAUGGGUUUUAUAUUAGGUCUGGGAUCACUGUUAUACUGAAGAAUGCAACAAUCAGAGAUGGAACUGUUAUAUAAAAUUUUGAAUACUUGCAGAGGCUGUGCUGUUUGAAUUGAACCGGUGACGAAAAGCCGGGGGGCCACAGCCUGCUUUCCUUUGCUGUUCCAUAGUGAUGAAAAAUAUAGGAGUAAUGCUUUGUA